AUGAUGGAACCCAUACAGCCACGCCCAACACGCUCAACAAUUGAUCAACGAUCUGACCAAGAGAUUCUUACGGAUCUGCAGACAUUCAAACCUGUCGACGGUUCAGAAAGGAACAUCUGGGCGUUUUGGGACACAGGUCUUGCAAAUUGUAAGCCAUGGUGCCAGCGCAAUAUCAUCAGCUGGGUGCGGCGCCACCAGGACUGGACCGUACGUGUGGUCGACAUGGUAGAAGGGUCAGCGAAUCACUGGUCCAGAUACAUCUCCGAGCCCGCGCUCUUCCUCCCUCGCUCGCUCCUCCAGCCUCCCUCACCGGGUACGACAGCCAGCAACACGCACCUCGGGGCGCACAUGGGCGACCUGAUGCGCCUCCCACUUCUUUACCUCCAUGGAGGGGUCUGGCUCGACGUUGGCUUCAUGCUUUUUCGCGGACUGGAUGACCUCUGCUGGAACAAGCUCGCGGACCCGCAGGAUGACCAGGAGAUGAUGGGAUUCAAGAUGACCAUCAGCGACGAAAUCGCCAUGUUCUUCAACGGCCUGAUAGCUGCGCGCAAAGGCUGCCUUGGCGUCAAGUACUGGCACGACAUCUACCUCGCCUGCUGGGAAGACGGCGCCCCUGGGACGGCGGGCAUGAGCCGCCAUCCCCUGCUGCGCCACCUCCCGCGUUACGAGGUCCCCAACUCGAACGGGGGCCCGCCCGAGUUCGAGUAUGGGCCUUAUUUCGACUACAUCUCCCACAUGUUCUGUGUAGAGCGCCUCCGGCACAUCCGAGACCCGGUCCUGUCGUGGGACGGCCCAGCGUACUUUGCGAAGCAUGUGCUUCUCUACGAGUGCAUCACUGAGGUAUACUGGGCGCAACAUCUGACCCAGUGGUCCGGCCGGAGGCAGUUCGAGCUCCUCAGCCGGCCGCGUGACGGGGCAGCGCACAACGAGGCAUACAAGGAGGCCGAGGACUUUGUGGAAGGCAUCUUGGCCAUGUCGUCAACCAUGAAGUUUUCGCACGGCCUUUUGAGCAAGCAGAGGGAAUAUCUGGCUAGGAUCUGGGACGAGCCUGGGAACGCAGAUGCUGAUCGGGCCCCAGGAACGUGGGCGGCUCAUUUGCGGUGGGCGAGCGUCUACUUUGACCAGACGAGGCAUCUGGAACCUCUUCUCUUCCCCGUUCGAGCGGACGCCCUGCUGACUGGUGGGCUGCUCGAGGCACAUGGAGAGCCACACUUGCACUGGGAAGCAGAGCAUUGA
This is a messenger RNA of Cryphonectria parasitica EP155, 1236 nucleotides long. RefSeq names its product putative capsule polysaccharide biosynthesis protein. The coding region runs from base 1 to 1236 and encodes 411 amino acids. Lineage: Eukaryota; Fungi; Ascomycota; Sordariomycetes; Diaporthales; Cryphonectriaceae. The transcript has a single exon. The record is from RefSeq and is a predicted model, not a curated record. Gene Ontology annotation, molecular function: glycosyltransferase activity.